GGUCGUUAGUAAUGAAGAACACUGAGGAUAGUACGGCGAUUUCUACAUUAUAGAAGAGAUAAACAAACAUGUAAUAGCACACUUACGACGUUAUUUACUCGUUUUUUAUCACCUCUACACCUAAGUCAUUUUCUUUAGAUAUUUGCCGCAUUGUCACUGCGUAGCCGCGAGCCGUUAGUGAAAUCAGUCUGUCUUUCUGCAUCAAAACGAAGUUGUUUGCCGUAAGGAGGACGACGUGAAAAAAUGGCGUGAAACGAUGAGCUUUACCACAUUUUCUAUCUGACCUCUGUCAGGGACAGGUGUCUGUGAUCACCCAUAAACCAAAAAGGGACACUGCAAGUGAAUUAGUUUUCCCAUAAAUUCACUUAAUAUUGAGGUGGAAAGCCAUGGCUUGGGCUCUGAAACUACCCCUUGCCGAUGAGGUGAUCGAGUCUGGUCUGGUCCAGGAUUUUGAUGCCAGUCUGUCAGGAAUCGGGCAAGAACUUGGAGCUGGAGCUUACAGCAUGAGUGAUGUGCUGGCUCUACCCAUCUUUAAGCAGGAGGAGUCUAAUUUACCUCCAGAAAGCGACAAUAAGAUUCUUCCCUUUCAGUACGUGCUUUGUGCCGCCACAUCUCCUGCCGUUAAACUGCAUGAUGAGACGCUCACCUACCUCAAUCAAGGACAGUCUUAUGAGAUUCGAAUGCUGGACAAUCGUAAAUUGAGUGAACUUCCUGAGAUCAAUGGUAAAAUGGUGAAGAGCAUCAUCCGUGUCGUGUUUCACGACCGCCGCCUGCAGUACACCGAACAUCAGCAGCUGGAGGGCUGGCGUUGGAACAGACCGGGAGAUCGAAUCCUUGAUUUAGAUAUCCCGAUGUCCGUGGGAGUGGUCGAUCCCAGGGCAAACCCUACACAACUAAACACAGUGGAAUUCCUUUGGGACCCCUCAAAGAGGACCUCUGUGUUUAUUCAGGUUCACUGUAUAAGCACAGAAUUCACUAUGCGCAAGCACGGAGGAGAAAAGGGAGUGCCGUUUCGUAUUCAGAUUGACACUUUUAAGGAGAACGAGGCUGGAGAAUACACCGAACACCUCCACUCCGCCAGUUGCCAAAUCAAAGUCUUUAAGCCUAAAGGAGCAGACAGAAAACAAAAGACAGACCGAGAAAAAAUGGAAAAACGGGCACCACAGGAAAAGGAGAAAUACCAACCUUCAUAUGAGACAACCAUUCUCACUGAGUGCUCUCCAUGGCCUGAGAUUACAUACGUCAACAAUUCCCCAUCACCAGGUUUUAACAGCUCCCAAAACAGCUUUCCUGUAAUUGAAGGAAAUGGUUCACCCAAUCAUCAGCCGGAGCCUGUUGCACAAUUAGCAGAUUUGUCGUUCCAUCUACUUACAAGAGACAGUGAAAGCAACCAGAACCUGUUGCCCACGGCAACACCACAGGAAGCACAGCAGUGGCUCCAUAGAAACCGAUUUUCACCGUUCUGCCGUCUCUUCUCAAACUUUUCGGGGGCCGACAUGCUCAAACUGACCCGAGAAGACGUCAUUCAGAUCUGUGGACCUGCCGAUGGCAUUCGGCUUUUUAAUGCACUAAAAGGACGGGUUGUCCGUCCCAGACUUACCAUUUACGUGUGUCAGGAAUCCCAGCAGGCUCGUGAACAGCAGCAGAAACAUGAGAACGGAGAUGGAUCCAACAGCACUUUCUUCGUGUAUCACGCUGUCUAUCUGGAGGAGUUAACAGCCGUGGAGCUGACAGAGAAGUUGGCUCAGCUCUUCAGCAUUUCUCCACGCCAGAUCAGUCAAAUCUUCAAACAAGGGCCCACUGGUAUCCAUGUGCUAGUCAGUGAUGAGAUGAUUCAGAACUUUCAAGAUGAGAUAUGUUUUGUCCUGGACACAAUGAAAGCUGAAACAAAUGAUGGCUAUCACAUCAUUUUAAAGUGACAACAAAGGAUAUGUGGGGGAGCGAACAGAGCCCUCUGUCUUUCCUAAGAUUCAACCCACAACCCCGACACUCCACACUUCCCGGACCGCGCCGCAGAUCGCUUUGCUCGGAAUAGUAGUGGAGGCAAUCAUGGAAAAGGAAAAAGGCAUCUGACCCUUUUUCAUUUCCCCCCCUCUCUCAAAAAUCUAAGAAAUCUUGCUUUAUCUGCAUUUCUUUGCUUUGUUGCUUUUUAAACUGAAAAAUGAUUUAGUCUUAUAGUUGUAAUGUGCUAAAGCCUUUCCUGACUUGCGAUGAGCGAUUUAGCCGGUAUUAAAUACAGUAUUAUUAAAUGUCACCUGUCUGGAUAUCACCCCCUGAAUAUUUAGACCCCCAUGUGAUAUGCAGUCCACAAGCCUCAAAGAAAACUCUCUUUAUAAACAAAACUGAAGAAAGAUGAAAGUUAAGUCACAGUCGAGGGACUUGUCAAUAGCAGCCAAGGAUAUACGGUUGGCCCAGAGAUUUCAAGUGUAAAAAAAAAUGCAAUACAUCUUUUAUAAGAAAUUGUUGAACGUAAAGUAGGCGGUGCCUUUCUCAUACGCUGUCACCUUGUUUAUAAAGAAACUGUUUAAUGUAUGAUCUCAAAACUUGGCAUGAUGUUGUUAGGUAUGGAUGGGAAGAAAUGAAUUGAUACUGCCAUCCUGGUAUUUUUGGUUUAUUUAAUUGGCUGUUUCAAGUCAAUUGAUUGGUUACUUGUUAAUUCCUUGUUAAGCCAGCUCAGAUCGACUUGACUCUUCAUGACUGUUCAGGCAUGAUAUGAGGUUCUCGAGUCUUGAUUCCUGAGACACUGCCACAAAUGCACAUGACGUCACUGGCGGGAGAUGAAGCUGGCAGCAUCGGGCAUUAUGUAUGUUCCUUUCUAAAACUGUAUCAUAGUCCUCCCCCAACUUGUUUUUCAGCGUUGCGUAUGUUAGUAUAGUUUUAACUGAUUACCAAGAGCAUUAUUUUAUGGUAUAAAUUGAGAGAUAUCAUGUUUUACUUCUGUUUGUUUUUUUCUUUUGGAUAUGACCACUGAUGUACUAAGCCUUUAGAUGAGGUAAAGGGGAGAAACAUUGCACUGCAUUUGAAAAGAUAGUUGUGAUAAGUGCUAAAAGCAAACUAGACCAAGACUGUAAAGAAGUGAGUUGUUGUCUGUUGUGACCCUUUACCAUGUCAUUGCAAUGAUUAAAUAACUUACCUUGAAGCUUA
Molecule: messenger RNA, 3144 nt
Organism: Paramisgurnus dabryanus
Lineage: Eukaryota; Metazoa; Chordata; Actinopteri; Cypriniformes; Cobitidae
Gene: tfcp2
Product: transcription factor CP2
Biological process (GO): regulation of transcription by RNA polymerase II
Cellular component (GO): nucleus
Molecular function (GO): DNA-binding transcription activator activity, RNA polymerase II-specific; RNA polymerase II cis-regulatory region sequence-specific DNA binding
Source: RefSeq, a predicted model, not a curated record